Messenger RNA from Octopus bimaculoides (California two-spot octopus), 4078 nucleotides. RefSeq lists its product as uncharacterized. The record is from RefSeq and is a predicted model, not a curated record. NCBI's taxonomy places the organism in Eukaryota, Metazoa, Mollusca, Cephalopoda, Octopoda, Octopodidae. Gene Ontology annotation, biological process: regulation of transcription by RNA polymerase II. Gene Ontology annotation, molecular function: RNA polymerase II cis-regulatory region sequence-specific DNA binding; DNA-binding transcription factor activity.
UCCGAUCAACGGAACAGCCGGCUUGUGAAAUUAACGUGCAAGUGGCUGAGCACUCCACAGACAUGUGUACCCUUAACGUAGUUCUCGGGGAUAUUCAGCGUGACAAGGCUGACCCUUUGAAUUACAGGCACAACAGAAACACGAAGAAAGAGUGAGAGAAAGUCGUGGUGAAAGAGUAGAGCAGGGUUCGCCACCAUCCCCUGCCGGAGCCUUGUGGAGCUUUUAGAUUACUGGAUAACAUUGGAUUAAAGAAUUUAUCAUCUUUGAAAGAUUAAACAAAGCUGUUAUACAGAACAGAGAUAUCCCUGUUUAUAUAGAAAGAAGGUAAAUUUUGUGUGAAAUAUUUCUUGUGACUGCAGCAAUAUUCCUCUUCAAUGAGGAUUUUGCAUUCGUAUUAAACAUGGAUUACAAAAGAGUUUGCAGCAUCUCCAGAUAUUGACCAAGAUAAGAAAUUGUUUUAGGAAUGAAGUGUGUAAACAUCUGCAUAUUGUGGUGAGAAAAUAUAAAUUAUGGAAAGGGAAUUGUGUGAGGACAGUGUGAAAUGUAAAAUGCUGACAGAAAGUGUUGACUUUAAUGGGGAGGUGCCAAAAGAAAAAAGAAAGAAAUCACACCAUUGUGAUAUUUGUGAAAAGGUAUUCGUUUGAAAAGAAAGCCUCACAAUUCACAAACGUAGUCAUACAGGAGAGAGACCGUAUCAGUGUGAUAUCUGUGAAAAAUCCUUUGUUCGCAAAGAUGGCCUCAGUAUGCACAAACAGCUUCAUGCAGGAGAAAGACCAUAUCAUUGUAAUAUUUGUGGUAAAUCAUUCUCUCGAUCUGAUCACUUAACGAAGCACACGCGAAUUCAUACAGAAGAGAAGUCGUAUCACUGUGAUGUCUGUGGUAAGUCAUUUGCUGAAGGAAGUACCUUGACUAAACACAAACGCAUUCACACGGGAGAGAAACCUUACCAGUGUGAUAUCUGCGAUAAAUCAUUCUUUCAAAAUAGCCACUUAACUGCACACAAACACAUCCAUACAGGGGAGAAACCAUAUCAUUGUGAUAUCUGUGCUAAGUCCUUCUCUCAGUCUGAUAACUUAACUAAACACACACGCCUUCACACAGGAGAGAGACCAUAUCAGUGUCGUAUCUGUGAUCAGUCAUUCUCUGAACGAAGUACUUUAACUAAACAUACACGUAUUCACACUGGAGAGAAGCCAUUUCACUGUGAUGUUUGUGGUAAAUCAUUCUCUCGAUCUGAUCACUUAUCUAAACACAAGCACAUUCAUACAAAAGAGAAGUCGUAUCACUGUGAUAUUUGUAGCAAAAAAAUCAGUUUACUGCCCACAAGCGCAUUCACACAGGACAGAAACCACACCAUUGUGUGAUCUGUGGUCGGUCGUUCUCUGCAGGAAGUAUCUUAACUAAUCACAAAUGUAUUCGCAGAGGAGAGAAGUCAAUUCAUUGUGGUAAAUCAUUCCUUGAUGGAAAUACCUUAACAAAGCACAUAUGCAUUCAUACAGAUUACUGGAUAACAUUGGAUUAAAGAAUUUAUCAUCUUUGAAAGAUUAAACAAAGCUGUUGUACAGAACAGAGAUAUCCCUGUUUAUAUAGAAAGAAGGUAAAUUUUGUGUGAAAUAUUUCUUGUGACUGCAGCAAUAUUCCUCUUCAAUGAGGAUUUUGCAUUCCUAUUAAACUUGGAUUACAAAAGAGUUUGCAGCAUCUCCAGAUAUUGACCAGGAUAAGAAAUUGUUUUAGGAAUGAAGUGUGUAAACAUCUGCAUAUUGUGGUGAGAAAAUAUAAAUUAUGGAAAGGGAAUUGUGUGAGGACAGUGUGAAAUGUAAAAUGCUGACGGAAAGUAUUGACGUUAAUGGGGAGGUGCCAAAAGAUAUAGGGAAACCAUCUCACAACUGUGAUAUCUGUAAAAAGUCAUUUACUCGAAAAGAAAGCCUGACUGUUCACAAACGUAUUCAUACUGGAGAGAGACCGUAUCAGUGUGAUAUCUGUGGAAAAUCAUUCUCUCAAAGUCACCACUUAACUAAACACAAGCGUGUUCAUACAGGGGAGAAACCUUAUCACUGUGAUAUCUGUGGUCAGUCAUUCUCUGUAGGAAGUACCUUGACUAAACACAAACGCAUUCACACUGGUGAGAAGCCAUUUCAUUGUGAUGUGUGUGGCCACUCAUUCUCUAUACAAAAUAAUUUAACAAAACACAAGCACAUUCAUACAAGAGAGAGGCUUUAUCAGUGUGAUUUCUGUUGUAAAUCAUUCUCUAAAAAUUCUAUCUUAAUUAAGCACAAGCGUAUUCAUACUGGAGGGAAACCAUAUCAGUGUGAUUUCUGUGGAAAAUCAUUCUCUAAAAAUUCUACCUUAACUAAACACAAGCGUAUUCAUACUAGAGAGAGACCUUAUCAAUGUAUUAUCUGUGGUCAGUCAUUUUCCACAGGAAGUUCCUUAACUAAACACAAACGUGUUCACACUGGAGAGAAACCAUUUCAUUGUGAUUUAUGUGACAGGUCAUUCUCUGAACGAUUUUCCUUAACUACACACAAACGCAUUCAUACAGGGGAGAGACCUUAUAAGUGUGAUAUCUGUGGUAAAUCAUUCUGUCGUAAUGACCACUUAAUUGCACACAAGCGCAUUCAUACAGGGGAGAAACCAUAUCAGUGUGAUAUCUGUGGUCAGUCUUUCUCUGUACGAAGUUCCUUAAAUAAGCACAAACGCACUCACACAGGAGAGAGACCUUAUCAAUGUGCUAUUUGUGGUCGGUUAUUCUCUGAAGGAAGUUCCUUAACUAAGCACAAGCGCAUUCACACUGGAGAGAAACCAUUUUGUUGCAACAUCUGUGGACACUCAUUCUCUUCAAGAUUUCUAUUAACUACACACAAACGUAUUCAUACAGGAGAGAAACCUUUUCGAUGUGAUAUCUGUGGUAAAUCAUUCUCUCGAAAUCAACACUUAACUAGACACAAGCGGGUUCACACCGGUGAGAAGCCAGUUCAUUGUGAUGUGUGUGGCCAGUCAUUUUCUGCUGGAAGUAGUUUAACUAAACACAAGCGCAUUCAUACAGGAGAGAGACCAUAUCGCUGUGAUAUCUGUGGUAAAUCAUUCUCUCGAAAUGAUCGCUUAAAUGAACACAAACGCAUUCAUAAAAAAUAAAAGGCAUUUCACUUUGGUAAAUCAUUCUCUGAUAAUCAUGUCUGAAUGAAACAGAAAAGUAUUCAAACAGCGGAGGAACCAUAUCAAUAUGGUAUCUGUUGUAAAUCAUUCUCUCAAAACAUGACUUAAUACAGAUGUGUAUUCAUAGAGGUGAGAAACCAUAUCAUUGCGAUAAUUUGGGUAAACCAUUUAAUCAAAUGGCUAAUUUAAUUAAAAAUUAACAUAUUUAUGCAAGAGAUAUUCUAUAUGUUACAAGACAUGGACACUGUUUGAGGCCCUUAGGAGCGACCUGAACUCCUUUGGUGCCAGGCCACUUUGGAACAUUAUGGUUUACCAUUGGUCAGAUCUUGUAUCCAACAAACGAUUCUACUCAGAGACUGGGAUGUGUCCUUUGCUAUGAAUGGGGAGCAUCAACUCAGACUGUCUAGUCAUGUUGCUUGAUUUUCUGAAAUGUUCCAGACAGACAGAUUCUCCAGAAAUGAUACCCCUUUUUAAAACCCCUUUCUGAUAAAUUUAAUAAAGAAUGUGCAUUGAGCGUACUCAUCUCUUCCAUUUUACAUAUUUUCCAAGAAAUUAUGCUGUGAUUCAUAAAAUCACAAGGUGAUUUCAAAGAGGCACUGGUCUAUGGGUUCUUUACAUGUUUAAGUGAAUUGAUAAAGAAUUAACCCAGAUGCAGCACAGAAUUUUGUCAGUGAACAGGUCGCGGUCUCAAAGCGACAAAAAUAUUUUGACAAAUUAAAUUUAAAUGUUGAAGUGAAUCUGACGGAUUUUGUGUGUUAUUUUAAAUGACUUAUAAACACCUACCACGCUGCAAUUGUUUUCGUUCCGGCACACGAUCUCAGAUCAGGUCACUUGCUAUGCAAGUACAUCUCCGUAAACCCUGUUUUACAAUUGUAUUAAUUCAUACCUUUAUGUGUUCAAUAAAACCACGUUCUUUACUCUC